This is a messenger RNA of Aspergillus niger, 1260 nucleotides long. RefSeq lists its product as hypothetical. The record is from RefSeq and is a predicted model, not a curated record. The annotation marks the transcript as partial. NCBI's taxonomy places the organism in Eukaryota, Fungi, Ascomycota, Eurotiomycetes, Eurotiales, Aspergillaceae. The transcript has 12 exons.
AUGCCGCCCAUGAGAAUGUUUCGAUCCAGGGGGAGAAGUGGAGUAGCAUUGCAUCCGUUGCGAUCUCAAAGGUUUCACCACUGUGGUGGGCGUGGCUUGCCUGAACCUGGUUACUCCCACGGGAUGACCAAUCCUGGGAUCUCGUUUGCGGCUGGGGAUAGCCUCUACUUUGUCCGUUACUUGUUCCGGCAUCCUUGUGGAAAUAUUGACUGGAUGUCGAUUCAACGAGGUCUGUCUUCCGCUCUACUUCGCGCUCUUCUAUCGUUCCGCGCGGUCGGACCACCGAAAAGCCAAGCGGCAUUCCUAAAUGCUGAGUCGAAGCAGCAGGAUGUGAUAACGGCUAGUCUUGGACCGACUAAGCGUCAAUCCUUGAAAUCACACCCUGGAGUUGUAGCAGGCAUCAGAGAUUACGAUCGGCAUCGGAGUCUUGUCUCCGGGGUACACAAACCGCAUGAUGGCGAAAAAGGGGAGAAUUCACGCAUAGACAGAUCCAUCGCGGACGGCACAAAGCUCUGGGGACAACGGUCUAGAACCUGCCUGUGCUCGUUCGAGGCAGUCGCCGGGACGGGAGGGGUUCACCUAUUGCAGCGCACUCAUGGGGAACCUGAAGCCGGGACAGGUGGAUUGUGGGUGGAGAGCGACAAUCUCCAUAUGACCUGGGGUAUGAACCGGGCAUCUGCCGUUGCGGAGGGCAAACACCAGCUCCACAUACAUCCCAACAGUAUUCAGCCCGGUGCCCAUCCCUGCCCUUUGCGACAACCGUCCGACGUCAGAGUAUGGGGUAUCGACUCAGUGGGGAGAAUUCCAAGGCCAGAGAGGAUGGUGAUACGAACUCCCAGCCGGGGAUGGGAAGGCAGCAGCAUGGUCCAGUUUCUGCUCCGACCGGCAAUCGCGGACAGUAGUAGCGUAAAGGGUGCCCUCUCAACCUGGGGGGAACCCGAGGCCCGAGGAGAAACCAUUGCAAUUUGGCAAGGGCGGGCGCAGGGCAGGGAGAGAAAGAACGAGACGUUUGAGCAAGUAGUCGCGAUAGAUUGCAAAUUGCGGAGUCUGGGGGAGAACAGAGAGAGAGGCCAAAGUGGAGGGAACGGAAAGUUGGGAACUCCGGGCGGGCGGGACGCAGUUCUCGCGUCGGAUCCGAGCUGGUCCCGAAGCAGGUGCCUGCCUGAGGAUGAUUCUCCAACAAUUACAACAACAAACACCUCCAACGCGAAAUGGAUGCCUGACUCCCUGCCUGACUGCCGGAAGGGUUUGGAAAUGCCG